Molecule: messenger RNA, 2070 nt
Organism: Symbiodinium natans
Lineage: Eukaryota; Dinophyceae; Suessiales; Symbiodiniaceae
Source: the annotation of a GenBank genome assembly
AUGUACAAUACGUACAACGCGCAGGAGGUCGAGCAAGCACUGAAGUCACUGGAGGAUGCAUCGAUGCUACAACAGGCUGAGCUUGUCUCGGAAGGUACGGGAUCUGCAGCACCAGAAGCUGUCCAAGUGGCGGACAUGAUCGAAACGACACAGCCAUGGGGUUGUGUCAAAGACGAUGGUGCCCCUGCAGCCGUGCCGGAUGAUGAAGAGCCGGUGCAAGCCUUGCAAAUGCUGCCGCCAGCCAUUGCUGUUCAGAUGUGUGAUGCAGCUGUUCGGCGAGAUCCUUCAGCUAAUGGGCAGGACUCAGGAAAGGAAGGUUCCCCGGAAGAGCCUCCUCGAUUCGCUGUCGAUGUUCUGGCGGCCGAACCUUCCCUGGGUGGACUCGUUACGAAAGCAGCAGACAGCACCAUUGACGAAGAAGGAAGACCUGAAGCAGAAGCUGCAGACAGCGCUCCAGCUGGCAAUGCGAGAGGUGUGCAAGAAGAGAAUGGUCCCACGGCCAAGGGCAGAGGGCGUGGCUCGAGCAUCUCUUGUCCGGGUUUCGGUUUCAGUCCUCCGGUGCAGGAGCUCACUGCAACACAGGAGCCAACAUGUGUUGAGGAGUGUGGCAAGACGGACCUGUGCGUUCGUGAUUCUGAGCUUGUCCUGGAGCCAGAUGCAUGCCACAAGACGGAUGAUUGUAGCCACAUGCAGAGGUUUCUGAUGGGAACUCCAGGCCAUCAAGGAGAAGAAUGGUCUCCUCAUCAAGGAGCUUGGCGAAACGACAGAGGUGUUGUUGAACCAGAGGCAGAGCCCACCCUCUCUGGACCUCCUGAAUGCGCAAGGCUGAGGCCGUGCAACCCGGAGCACAAUGAGGUCGACGCCAAGCCCCCUGAGUUUUUGCCGCAUCUGCGGCGAUUGGCAGGGCGCGUCUUCCUUCACUAUGCUGGUGGUGAUUGCACGGCCCCGGGUGGGGUCGGCCUGAGCGGCACAAGGUUUCGAAGUUUCUUGAGGGAUUGCAGCAUUUUGAACUCCGGUGAUGGUGGUGAUGCAAUGACGAAGCUUCCCAGCUCUGCGCCAGUCGAUCCGCAGAACCUGGAUCGCCGGACACCUCCAGGACUCUUUAUGCGCCGCUCUUCGUCUGCCACCUCCCUGCGGACGGUGUCCCGAAAGGGAAGCAAGACGUACUUGCGGUCGGACUCCUUCGCAGCCGGCUUUGGCGACAGCGCAGAAGCCGCCGCGGCGGAGCAUGGCAAGCUCCCACUCGAUCUGUGCGCGACUCCUGUGAUGACUCGUGCAACAGCUGACCUUCUGUAUGUGCAGGCGACCACGCAACAUGAGGUUCACAUGACGAAAGACGGCUGGUUCAGGGCUUUGGCCAGCGCUGCGCAGCAAUGUGUGGCAGCAGGUGUGGAAGAUGCGCCCGAGUCUCUAAGCAGCCCUGUGGAGAUCCUGAAUUGGUUCUGCGAGUGGGCAUUGGUCCCGCUGGCCGAAGCCCUCGGCAUCAGCGAGCAGGAUGUGUUGUCUGGGGCAGAAAUUCUGCGCCAGCCAGAGGUCUCAGCAUUGCUCCGAUGCGGACAGCGAGGUCUGGACAUCGUAUUCGCGCGCUAUGCUGUUCCUGCACCUGCUCCACGUGAGCCGUACAGGAAGGGGUACUGGAACGCCAAGUCGAUGCAGCGCUUUGCCGCGGAGUCAGACAUGUCAGCUGAACUCAGCCACCAGUGCUUGCAGCGAAUCUUCACCGGGUGCGUGCAGUACCAGACAAGACACAGAAGAACAAAGCGGCGACCUGCAGCGACAAUGGCCCACCAAGCUCAAUGGAAUCAGAAGAUUGGGGCGCAGGCAGUUGUGAUGUGUGACUCUUUGAAGACGCUUGAAGCAAACGUCCGGAAGAGGAUUCCGUUUGCCGCGGGUAGAGGAACCGUCGUCUUGGAAGUUUUGCCUACCGUCGUGGCCGUCUGGUUCUCGGAAGUGUACCUACCGUUGCGGUCACGGCUCUUUGAAGCGUACCUACCGUAUCCUACCGUCGUCCUGGAAGUUUCACCUUUCGUGGCCGCCUGGUUCUUGGGAGUAUACGUCGUGGUCGCCUGA